AUGCGAGCAGGAUUAUGUGAGAAAAUGAAGAUCUACAGAUGGAAUAUAUUGCUGGCACUCCGAUGUACGUUGCUGCUCUUAUUCCUCCUGCCACUGCUGCCUUAUACUUCCAGCCACAGGUUGGAAUCCUUAAGCAGUGGGCAGCCAGAAGUUCCACAGCAUUUGCAGAGUUUUAGAGAGGAAAUUAUCAUUGGAGAAUGUGUAUCCACCAUACACCUUAAACUGUUUUUACUCAACUUUACUGUACAUCCAGAGAUUGCCUCAAGCGGAUGGUUUUUGAGUAAACAAUAUCAGCAUCUCCUAGCCUUUGUUUUUGCCUUGAAUGAAAUCAAGAAGAAUUCCAAACUCUCACCCAACACCACACUGGGAUCACACAUCUAUGAGAAUGCUUUCAAUCCACUGCGAAGCUCUCAAGGCAUUCUGGAUGUACUCUUCAGAGAAAAGCCGACUCGUGUCAAUUAUGACUGCGACAGGAAGAAGAAAGUCAGUUAUGGUUCCUUUCAUGCUACAAUGACUGAAAAAACUCAGUUCCCUUAUUUAUUCCGGAUGGUUCCAAACGAAACGCCUCAAUGUGUUGGGAUUGUUCAUCUCCUGAAGCAUUUUGGAUGGAAUUGGAUUGGCCUCCUCACAUCAGAUGAUGACAGUGGAGAAAAUUUCCUUCAAAAUCUGAUACCACGGUUGUUCCAGAGUAAUAUUUGCAUUGCUUUGAAAGAAAAUAUUCCGACAGCAGGAAUUUUCACCGAAAGUAUUAUAAUCUUGGUGAGUAUAGUUCAAAAAAUCUGGAUCAGCAAACUCAAUGUCAUUCUUCUCUACGGUGAUGAUGAGUAUAUGGAUGGUUUCCGAGCAAUUCUGCAAUAUUUUGAAAUUGAUCAUAGACUGCCUAUAGAGCGGGUUUGGAUUGCAACUUCCCAAUGGGAUGUCACGUCUAUUUUACCUCGAGGGAAAUUCACAGCAAAAUCCCUCAAUGGCAGUUUGUCCUUUGCGCUGCACACGAAUAAGGUGCCAGGAUUUCAAGACUUCAUUGAGGUCAUAAAUCCAUUUCAAUCUAAGAUUUAUGCCAUCCAGCAGUUUUGGUACAGUGUAUUUUUCUGUUCACUACCACUCUAUAACCUUUAUUGGCCCCACAACAAAAACUGCACAGGGAAAGAGAAGCUUGACAGCGUCCCCGGCACUAUGUUUGAAAUGGGAAUGUCAGUUCGCUUUAACAAUUCUGCUGGAGAUGAAAUCUUUUUUGAUGAAAAUGGGGACUGGGCAGCUGGCUACGAUAUUGUGAACUUGGUCACAUUCCCAAAUGAAACUUUCCAAAAAAUCCAAGUUGGUUGGGUAAUAUCUAAAAGAAUUGCAGGUGAAGAGUUUACUCUCAAUAGAAGUUUGCUGAUGUGGAAUCACAGAUUUCAUCAGAAUGUCCCACGCAGCACAUGUGUUGAGAGCUGCCCCACUGGACACAGCAAGAUAGUUCAGGAGGGGAAGCAAGUUUGUUGUUACAAUUGUGCUCAAUGCUCGGAAGGAAAAAUUGCAGCCGAGACAGAUGCAGACCAAUGUGAGAAAUGCACAGAAGAUGAAUAUCCAAACCAGAAGAGGGAUAAGUGCAUUCCCAAAUCCAGGACCUACUUAUCCUACGAGGACCCCGUGGGAGCAGGCUUGGCUUCUAUUGCUGCUUUAUGUUUUGUGGCCACAGUGAUAGUGAUGGGGAUCUUUGCCACACACUGGAACACCCCCAUUGUCAAAGCCAACAAUCAAAGCAUCACCUGUGUCCUGCUCUCCACUCUGCUGCUUGGCUUUCCAUGCUCCUUCCUAUUCAUUGGCCAGCCUGGGACGGUGACCUGCCUUCUCCGGCAAAUGCUGUUUGGCAUCAUCUUCUGCAUUGCUGUGUCUUGCAUUUUGGCCAAAACCAUCACUGUGGUGGUUGCCUUCAUGGCCACCAAGCCAGGGAACAGGAUGAGGAAAUGGGUGGGGAAGAGACUGGCCAUGUCAGUCAUCUUUCCCUGUUGUUUCAUUCAAACCGGCAUCUGUGCGCUGUGGCUGGCAACUUCGCCCCCUUUCCUAGAGUUUGACACGCACUCCCAAACGGGUCAUAUCAUCAUUCAGUGCAAUGAAGGUUCAGACAUCAUGUUCUACAUAGUACUGGGCUACAUGGGUCUUCUGGCCACCAUCAGUUUCAUGGUGGCCUUCCUAGCCCGGACAUUGCCGGAUUCUUUCAAUGAAGCCAAGCUGAUCACCUUCAGCAUGCUGGAAGCUCACUUGGUGACUCUGGGCCAGUCACUUUCAGCCUAG
This is a messenger RNA of Eublepharis macularius, 2274 nucleotides long. RefSeq names its product vomeronasal type-2 receptor 26-like. The record is from RefSeq and is a predicted model, not a curated record. Bases 1 to 2274 code for a protein of 757 amino acids. Gene Ontology annotation, biological process: G protein-coupled receptor signaling pathway. The transcript is spliced from 7 exons. Lineage: Eukaryota; Metazoa; Chordata; Lepidosauria; Squamata; Eublepharidae. Gene Ontology annotation, molecular function: G protein-coupled receptor activity. Gene Ontology annotation, cellular component: membrane.